ACAUCUGUCAUCCAAUAGUUUGUUUACAAAAAUCGGCACAAAAAGCUUUGCCGUGCUAUUCUUAAAAAUUCUUCUAUUAAGAAAUAUUUAGAGUGUUUCAGGACUUUACAAGUAGUUUACAAUACUUGCUGUUUACCAUUUAAGAUAAUGAAUUGAGCUAAAUAGGACAUUUGACGCACUCUGUUCGCAGGGACAUUGUUUGGAACGCUCUUCUAGCAAGCAUCCUUUCGAUUCGUUGGUGCAAUAUAAUUCCCUAGCUAACCAGAGCGCAGAGCAAAAAUGCCCACCCAAAAGAAGAAAGUGAAGCAAACGGCUGAAUCCAACGAGACGAAACCGGCCGUCGAUAUUAAGCAAGAGCCGGAAGAGUUGAAACCGCUCGGUGCGUACGUCGACGAUCGGCUGGAGUUGAUACGGCAAGUGUUUUCCUGCGUAAAGCCGAAAGAGAUCAAGUACCUUUUACCGGACUUUCUCGAGGGAAAAUCGAACGACGUGAUAAAGGAGCGGUGUUUGGACGAGCUGCUCGGUAUCUCUACCAAGCGGCUACACUCCAUCAUCAACAACACCAAAUGUCCCACCGACACGGAAUCAUCAUCGGAGGAGGAAGGUUCGGAUGUGGAAAAAAUUGAAGAACACAUUUCCUUGGACGAAAUUUCUUCCGAUUCGGAUGUUGACUCAAAGCGUACUGCGAAGCGGAAUAAACGAGCCGAUGCCUCCAAGCAAACCGACGAAAGGUCGAAUGGUGAACCGAAAUCGGAAAAGGAAAUGACUGUGCUGGAGCUGCUCGAGCUGCAGGCACGUGCACGCGCUAUCCGAUCGCAGCUAGCUCUGGAACCGGUAACCAAGAUAGAAAUCGAUUCCGAACAUGAAGGAGACGAUGGUGGUCGCCAUGGUGAUGUCGAUACGGACGAGGAAUCGAAGCAGCCCGGCAGGAGCGCAUCCGACCAGGCGAAAAAUGAAAAUCAUUUUAAGAAGGAAAACAAUAGCAGCAGCGCCCAACAACAAACCAAGCGUGUGCGAUUGAAGCGAAACUUCCGCAUCCGGAAGGUUGGCGACGAGGAUGAGGAUGAACAGGAGGAGUCCAGCAAUCCGGCGCCCGACAAUGGGCGGAAAAAAUCAACCGAACAAGCGGUGGAGGCGAUCGAGUCAGAAGAGAAGGUGAUGGAAAAAUUGGAACCGGAAGUGAAAACAGCUGAAUCGGAUAAAUUGCCUGACGAGGAAAACCGUCGAUCGGCGGAACAGCAGGACAAACCUUCAGAUAACCCUGCAGCACCGGAAACCGAAACAAUUCCUUCGGAGGCGAACGUUGCACCGGUUGUGGCAGAGGACGCACCAGCAGCUGCCAGUGAAACGACUGAAAAGCAUACUGCCGUUCCGGACACUACUGAGCUCCGCAAAGCAGAUGAAGGAACUGAGACGCGCGAAAGCUCACCGGAAGUAAUUCCCGUCGAGGAAAGCCCAGAAACGCUAUGCAUUUCGUCCGAUUCCGAGGAAGAACGGUUGGCAAAGGAGCGUGCCGCCAUUUUCGUGCCCAACAUCGAGGAGCUGGACAGGCAGGCCAAGAAACCGCCAUCGCCGGAACCGGAAAAACCGGCCGAAGAUACGGAACCGGAAGAGGGUGAAAUUUCCGAAGAAGAACCACCGGAACCAGCGGUAGAAGAACCGGCGGUCGUUGAACAACAACAGACCGAACCAACUGACGCAACGGAAAAAGAGCAACCGGACGAUGGUGAAAACGGUGACGGAAAGGAUCAAGCUAAACCUGCAGACAGUGGGGCGGAAGCUGACACACCAGCGAAGGAUAAGGAAGCCGCUCCAGAACCAGUGGUACAAACGCUAUCCUCCUCGAGCAGCGAUGAGUCGGCCGAUGGGUCGGGCAGCAGCGACAGCUCAUCCAACAGCAGCAGCUCGUCGGAAGCCGAAGAGGAUGACGACGCUAAAGCAGACGCAACCAAGCUGGACCAUUCGGCGCACGACGACGCAGACAUUGUCGAGAUACACGAUUCCGGUGAUGAAACUCUGCUGCUGGAAGAUAAACCACCCGAAGAGGAAGUGCCCAAAUCGUGGAACUCGCGUUGGCUUAAAAGUAACCGGGUCGCGAAGGUAAUGGCCGCCUCGAGGCUGGGCAACAAGGUACGCGAAAAGUUGAAGAAAAAGAAACAGAUACAGCUGGCCGCCGAGCAGCAGCAGCAGCAGCAGCAAGAGACGGCUGCCGCCGUAGUGGACAGUGCGGAGGUUUCCCAACCGUCACCGAAACCGGUCACCGAUUCGGGUGCAGACUUGCCAGCAAACGUUGAGCUCGGUUCGGUAGAACAUUAUCGGGAGCUGAUCGCAGCACAGCAGAAGGAGGGCAAGCAAGAUUAGCGUUCACCAACCGGCGCUUCGGAAUGAUUUUGAAUUCGAUUCCCAAUAAACUUAACCGCGCUACGGGGCAACGUGUGGGCAACAACAUUCCCCCGGGUUUUUGUAA
Molecule: messenger RNA, 2467 nt
Organism: Anopheles stephensi (Asian malaria mosquito)
Lineage: Eukaryota; Metazoa; Arthropoda; Insecta; Diptera; Culicidae
Exons: 4
Coding region: 280-2361 (693 amino acids)
Source: RefSeq, a predicted model, not a curated record